AUGCAUCGAGCACUUCUCCACGUUUCCAGACGCGCUGGAGCCGUCAGAAACUUGGCUUCCACUGUAGAAGGCGACGCUUUCAGGCUCAAUGAGUAUAGUUCCAAGUAUUUGGGACAUCGGAAGGCGGCGUUCACUGAAAAGCUGGAAAUCAUAAACGCCGACGACACGCCAGCCAUCCCAAUCUACCGUGUCACCAAUGCCGUCGGCGAUGUCAUCGACAAGUCUCAGGACCCGAAUUUCGACGAGCCCACCGCCAUUAAAAUGUACAAAACGAUGACCCAACUGAACAUAAUGGACCGUAUUCUGUAUGAUUCUCAGCGUCAGGGACGCAUCUCCUUCUAUAUGACGUCGUUCGGCGAGGAGGGAAAUCAUGUGGGAAGUGCCGCCGCGUUGGAGUCCCAUGAUUUGAUCUAUGGACAGUAUCGAGAGGCUGGAGUGCUCUUGUGGAGGGGCUACAGUAUGGAGAACUUUAUGAAUCAGUGCUACGGAAAUGCUGAUGACUUGGGCAAAGGUCGCCAAAUGCCGAUGCACUUUGGAGCCAAAGAGCGUAACUUUGUGACGAUCUCCUCCCCCCUCACCACUCAACUACCACAAGCCGUCGGCUCCGCCUACGCAUUCAAACAACAAAAAGACAAUCAACGCAUCGUCGUCGUCUAUUUUGGAGACGGAGCAGCUUCAGAGGGUGAUGCUCAUGCGGCGUUCAACUUUGCAGCCACUCUCAAAUGCCCAAUUAUCUUCUUCUGUCGGAAUAACGGUUAUGCCAUCUCGACACCAACCAGUGAGCAAUACGGUGGAGAUGGUAUCGCUGGAAAGGGACCCGCCUAUGGGUUGCAUACCAUUCGCGUUGAUGGAAACGACCUCCUAGCGGUAUACAACGCCACGAAGGAGGCUCGCCGUGUGGCUCUGACCAACCGCCCGGUGCUCAUCGAAGCGAUGACAUAUCGUCUGGGACAUCACUCGACAUCCGACGACUCCACGGCUUAUAGAUCAGCGGAGGAGGUGGAGACGUGGGGUGAUAAGGAUCACCCGAUCACUCGCUUCAACAAGUACAUCACCGAGCGUGGAUGGUGGAAUGAGGAGAAGGAGAAGGACUGGCAAAAGGAGGUGAAGAAGCGAGUGCUCACGGAGUUCUCGGCUGCUGAAAAACGAAAGAAGGCUCAUUAUCACGACCUAUUCGAUGACGUCUACGAUGAGCUUCCACUGCGUCUACGUCGUCAGAGAGAUGAGCUGGAUGCGCAUAUCAAGGAGUACAAGGAGCACUAUCCAAUGGACGGACUCAAGGAGACACACAACCACUAA
This is a messenger RNA of Caenorhabditis briggsae, 1299 nucleotides long. The transcript is spliced from 5 exons. Gene Ontology annotation, molecular function: oxidoreductase activity, acting on the aldehyde or oxo group of donors, disulfide as acceptor. The record is from RefSeq and is a predicted model, not a curated record. NCBI's taxonomy places the organism in Eukaryota, Metazoa, Nematoda, Chromadorea, Rhabditida, Rhabditidae. The coding region runs from base 1 to 1299 and encodes 432 amino acids. Gene Ontology annotation, biological process: branched-chain amino acid catabolic process.